Molecule: messenger RNA, 504 nt
Organism: Puccinia graminis f. sp. tritici CRL 75-36-700-3
Lineage: Eukaryota; Fungi; Basidiomycota; Pucciniomycetes; Pucciniales; Pucciniaceae
Exons: 3
Coding region: 1-504 (167 amino acids)
Source: RefSeq, a predicted model, not a curated record
AUGAACCAGCUCCCAAUAACCGUCACCCCCACAAUAACUUUGGAAGAACGCCGGAGAAGACGCAUUGGAUGGGAUCGCGAUGGGAUCGCUGGCGGACCGAGCAGCAUCCAGUUGCUCCUCCUCUGGAUAACCGCUGGGGCCAACUACACACAGUGGACCGGAAGUCCGUUCCGUGGACAAGAGCGUGAGGACGCCUGCACUGAGAUCCAACAUUUCAUGCUGACUCAAGGUAGCAUCCACCGGGACCCAAGGGAUAUCAACCGGAAGAUCCAGCAACUGCGACUGUCGUACAAGUCUGCCCGUGAUUUUGUCGUGUAUACGACCGGAGGAGAUCAGCCAGAUGACCCAAUCAUUCAGGCUUACAUCCGGAGGCUUUGCCCAUACUGGGACUUACUCCACCCUGUUAUGGCCCCGGUCGAGUAUCCUCCCGUUGGAGAUGUAGAAGUUGAAUCCGCAGCUGAUGAGCUCGAAGCCUCGGACGAAGAACCAACUAAUAGCUCAUGA